Messenger RNA from Myotis lucifugus (little brown bat), 3092 nucleotides. RefSeq names its product mediator complex subunit 15 (gene MED15). The transcript is spliced from 18 exons. Gene Ontology annotation, biological process: regulation of DNA-templated transcription. The record is from RefSeq and is a predicted model, not a curated record. Gene Ontology annotation, molecular function: transcription coregulator activity. The coding region runs from base 77 to 2260 and encodes 727 amino acids. NCBI's taxonomy places the organism in Eukaryota, Metazoa, Chordata, Mammalia, Chiroptera, Vespertilionidae.
CGCUGCGCUUGUGGCGGCGGCGGCGGCGGCGGCGGCGGCGGAGUGGGACACGGGAGGUGGGAGCAGGGGGACCGGAAUGGACGUUUCGGGGCAGGAGGCGGACUGGCGGAGCGCCGCCUUCCGGCAGAAGUUGGUCAGUCAAAUCGAGGAUGCCAUGAGAAAAGCUGGUGUGGCCCACAGUAAAUCCAGCAAGGAUAUGGAAAGCCAUGUAUUCCUGAAGGCCAAGACACGGGAGGAAUACCUUUCUCUUGUGGCCAGGCUCAUUAUCCAUUUCCGAGACAUUCAUAACAAGAAAUCUCAAGCUUCUGUCAGUGACCCUAUGAAUGCCCUACAGAGCCUGACUGGCGGACCCGCUGCAGGAGCAGCCGGAAUUGGCAUGCCUUCUCGGGGCCCAGGACAGUCCCUAGGUGGGAUGGGAGGCCUUGGUGCCAUGGGGCAGCCAAUGCCUCUCUCUGGACAGCCGCCCCCCGGCACCUCAGGGAUGGCCCCUCAUGGCAUGGCUGUUGUGUCCACGGCAACUCCACAGACCCAGCUGCAGCUCCAGCAGGUGGCGUUGCAGCAGCAGCAACAGCAGCAGCAGCAGUUCCAGCAGCAGCAGGCGGCAUUGCAGCAGCAGCAGCAGCAGCAGUUCCAGGCUCAGCAGAAUGCCAUGCAGCAGCAGUUCCAGGCAGUGGUGCAGCAGCAGCAGCAGCAGCUCCAGCAGCAGCAGCAGCAACAGCAGCACCUGCUUAAAUUGCACCAUCAAAACCAGCAACAGAUACAGCAGCAGCAGCAGCUGCAGAGGAUGGCACAGUUGCAGCUGCAGCAACAGCAGCAGCAGCAGGCUUUGCAGGCCCAGCCGCCAAUGCAGCAGCCACCAAUGCAGCAGCCACAGCCUCCCCCCUCCCAGGCCCUGCCCCAGCAGCUGCAGCAGAUGCAUCACCCACAGCACCACCAGCCACAGCCACAGCCUCAGCAACCACCAGUGGCUCAGAACCAACCAUCACAGCUCCCGCCACAGUCACAGACCCAGCCUUUGGUGUCGCAGGCUCCGGCCCUACCUGGACAGAUGCUAUACCCCCAACCUCCGCUGAAGCUUGUCCGAGCUCCGAUGGUGGUGCAGCAGCCCCAGGUGCAGCCACCGGUGCAGCAGCAGACAGCGCCGACAGCUCAGGCCCCCCAGAUAGUGGGUUCUGGAGUCCAGAUGAUCGCCGAAGCCUUGGCCCAAGGCGGGAUGCAAGUAAGAGCCCGGUUCCCGCCCACCACCGCUGUGUCUGCCGUCCAGUCAAGCUCCAUCCCUUUGGGCAGAGAGCCCUCAGCACAGCUCCGGCCCUGCCCGUCCCCCAGUAGCUUCCUGCCGAGCCCCUCACCACAGCCCUCCCAGAGUCCAGUGACAGCGCGCACCCCGCAGAACUUCAGUGUCCCCUCCCCGGGACCUUUAAACACCCCCGUGAACCCCAGCUCAGUCAUGAGCCCAGCGGGCUCCAGCCAGGCCGAGGAGCAGCAGUACCUGGACAAGCUGAAGCAGCUGUCCAAGUACAUCGAGCCCCUACGCCGCAUGAUCAACAAGAUCGACAAGAAUGAAGACAGAAAAAAGGACCUGAGUAAGAUGAAGAGCCUUCUGGACAUCCUGACUGACCCCUCCAAGAGGUGCCCUCUGAAAACUCUGCAGAAGUGUGAGAUCGCCCUGGAGAAACUCAAGAAUGACAUGGCGGUGCCCACGCCCCCACCACCCCCGGUACCACCAACCAAGCAGCAGUACUUGUGCCAGCCGCUCCUGGAUGCCGUCCUGGCCAACAUCCGCUCGCCCGUCUUCAACCAUUCCCUGUACCGCACAUUCGUGCCAGCCAUGACGGCCAUCCAUGGCCCACCCAUCACGGCACCGGUGGUGUGCACCCGGAAGCGGAAGCUUGAAGAGGAUGAGCGGCAGAGCAUCCCCAACGUGCUCCAGGGGGAGGUGGCCAGAUUAGACCCCAAGUUCCUGGUGAACUUGGACCCUUCUCACUGCAGUAACAACGGCACCGUCCACCUGAUAUGCAAGCUGGAUGACAAGGACCUCCCGAGCGUGCCACCCCUGGAGCUCAGUGUGCCCGCCGACUACCCCGCCCAGAGCCCACUGUGGAUCGACCGGCAGUGGCAAUACGACGCCAACCCCUUCCUGCAGUCGGUGCACCGAUGCAUGACCUCGAGGCUGCUGCAGCUCCCCGACAAGCACUCAGUUACAGCCCUGCUCAACACCUGGGCGGAGAGCAUCCACCAGGCCUGCCUCUCGGCUGCCUAGCCACCACCACUGCUGCAUCUCGGGCUGCCAGCCCACCAGGGACCACGGGUCGGCUGGCAGCCUGUUGGGGCCACAGAGGACACACACCUUGUGUCGGACCCUUCUAGGUGUUGGCUCCCUAGAGCCUGGGCUUAGGUUAGCUUUCCUGCUUUUAUCUUCUGCCUUGGGGACCUACCAAGCGUUCCCCACACUUGAACCGGACGGGACAGGUACCGGACGGGACGGGCUCUGGAGUCCUCUGUGGUAGGAGUGGCAGACACGCCCCGGGCCUGCGCUCCUCAAGCUGCUGUCCCUUUGGCACCUGCAGGGCCCCUGUCCUCCCUGACUCCCAGGGAGAAGUCAGGGCCCUGCUACAGCCCUUGUGUGUGUGCCAGAAAACACUCCCCCCGUUUCUGUAGGAAACCCUGAAGACACACAGAAUUCUCUGCUCAGUGUUGGGUUCACAUGGGGCCUGCCGCAGGGAGGCUCCCGCAUCCAGGGGCACCCGUGUGUCUCAAAGGAAGUCUGGCCUGUGGAUAGUUGCAAGUCACAACUACCAGCUGGACCUCACACCUCACGGCAUGUUCCCUUCAAGCCCUGGGGCCUGCUCAGCACUGGGGGUCCUGGGGAGCAGAGCAUUCUGGGGGAGCCCUGUCCCUGGCACCAUGUGCACUAGCUGGGCUCACUUUUGGGUCAGGGUGCCAUCCUCUGGACCUGGUAUCCUCAGAGCCACUCUGGAGCGGGAGGGCUCCCUGGUGAAGCAUCAGCCAGCCCUCUGGUUCAGAGGUUCCCCCUUUUGUAUGUGCACUACUCUACCUUCUGUGGUUCUUACAAUAAAUUUAUUAUUCCUGUG